Setaria italica (foxtail millet) is the source of this 1378-nucleotide messenger RNA. RefSeq names its product transcription factor RAX2. The transcript has 3 exons. The record is from RefSeq and is a predicted model, not a curated record. The coding region runs from base 231 to 1001 and encodes 256 amino acids. Lineage: Eukaryota; Viridiplantae; Streptophyta; Magnoliopsida; Poales; Poaceae.
UAGAGAACGAGGGAGGCCAAACCCAAUGCCAAUGGAUGGCUGCAACGAGACGAGCAAACGCAAGGACAGGUACAAGUACUACCUGCUCCCAGCACAACAGCCAGCCAGUCCUCUCCUAGUCUUGCUUGUCCUCUCUUCUUCCCUAGUCCUCUUCCUCUUGCUCCUGCGCAUAGGGGCCUAGGAGGAGCACGCAGAGAGGGUUGGUGGAGGUGGGACGGGGUGGUGUGCCCAUGGGGAGGACGCCGUGCUGCGACAGGGCGGCCGUGAAGCGGGGCCCCUGGUCGCCGGAGGAGGACGAGGCGCUGCGCAGCUACGUCCAGCGCCACGGCAGCGGCGGCAACUGGAUCUCCAUGCCUAAGAAAGCCGGGCUCAAGAGGUGCGGCAAGAGCUGCAGGCUGCGCUGGCUCAACUACCUCCGCCCCGACAUCCGCCACGGCGGCUUCACCGACGAGGAGGACGCCGUCAUCGUCUCCCUCUACACCCAGCUCGGCAGCAAGUGGUCGCUGAUCGCGUCGCAGCUGGAGGGGAGGACGGACAACGACGUCAAGAACUACUGGAACACCAAGCUCAAGAAGCGCCUCCUCGCAGCCGCCGCCACCGCCGACGUCGUCUCCACCCGCUCCCCGCCACCCGUCCUGCGGCUGGCCGCGGCGCCGGGCCCGACACCCGCGUCGUCGCUGUUCCCGUCGCUCGCCAUCCCGACCGUGAAGACCGAGACGUACACCUGCGACGACUUCCUGGCGCCCACCGCGUUCCGGGACGACGACCCGUUCGCCGUGGCCGGCGGGAGCGCGGACGCCGCCGCCGCCGACGGCUCCACCUCGGCCUCCGCGGCGUCGUCGGCGUCCAACUGGUCAGCGGACAACGGCGCUGUGGGUGACGGCGAGGGGUCGUACUUGCUGGACUUCUGCACGGGCUCCGGCAUCGGCGGCGCUGACGGCCACCUCCAGCUCCCCGGCGGCUACUACUACCCUCUCGACCCGACCUUGUCGCUGGUAUAGCUUCGUCGGUUUCCAAACCACAGUAGCGGUAGGAUCGGUAGCAUGCGCAUGUGAUGUUCUUGGGAUCACUGCUUCGAUGAUCAGACGCUGCGUGCAUGCAAGUCGCGCCUUGUCGCCAUGAGAUCAACUCUAAAAAUUUCAGUUGCCAUCUGGAAACAGAAAACUGUUCAUUGUGGUUCGAGAUUUCAAACGCGUUCUAGCGAAAUUGUGGAAAUACAUGUUCUCUUGAUUACUAGCUUCUGUGCUCUGAACUAUCGAUCGCGUCAGUAAAUUGUCCACAUAACGAAGAGACAAGCUUCUGCAAAGUGUCCAUCAAAUGUAGUGCAGCUCGUCAGGUUUAGGAUGCCUUGAUGUAUAAUUGAAAAAUCUUGCUCUUC